CGCUCGUCGACUACUACGAUGUUUCCUCCGAGACAACAAUUGCCAGAGGGCGAUGCCGCGAUACGUGCGACCGACAGCGACGCCGCGGUUGCACGGCUGUCGGCGGUGCACAAAGGAUAUCUCACGGAUCCGUUCAUCUCGUCCUUCGUCUCUCGACCGCACCUCCAACAACCUCGGCCACCCCUCAUCAACAUCGGAACGUACGUGCGAUCGGAGGCGUUGGACGAGCUCGUCAAUGGGUGGCUGGCGCUAUCAGAGCAGGAGGGGACGCAGUGUCAGAUCGUGAGCAUGGGUGCAGGCAGCGAUACGCGUUUCUGGAGGAUCGCGACAGGGCCACACAAGGAUACCGUGGCCAAGUACGUCGAGGUCGACUUUGCGGAGAACACGACCAAGAAGGCCAUGGCGAUACGCAAGAGCAAGGAGCUCAGUGCCGUCCUAGGCAUGCCGGAGGACGUCUCGUUAGCGAAUGGAGGUGCUGCGCUGCACUCGCCCGUGUAUCAUCUCCUUGCCGCGGACUUACGCACCCCACCUGCCGAGUCUCUUGUCCCUCUUCUGACCGCUGAGCCCCAACCCCUCCUAUCCCCUUCCGUGCCCACCCUCUUGCUCUUCGAAUGCGUGCUCGCAUACAUGAGCCCAGCUGCGGGCAACGCCCUCCUGCGGUGGUUCACCGACUACUUCUCCGCUCCCGGUGCGGUGCUCGGAUGCAUCGUCUACGAGAUGUUCGCCCUGGAGGACCCCUUCGGGAAGGUCAUGGUAAACAAUCUGAGGGCCCGGAACGUCACGCUGCCUGGUGCUCAAGCCUACCCCAGCUUUGCCUCCCUGGCCAACCGCUUCCUGCAGCACGGCUGGGAGAUUUCUCGGGCAGUAACGUUGAAGGACAUCCGGAGGGAGUUGAUCGAACCCUCCGAGCUACAACGAAUAUCCCAGCUGGAGAUGUUGGACGAGAUCGAAGAGCUUGAGUUGGUCCUUGCCCAUUACGCGAUCACUUGGGGCGCGAAGCUGCCUCCUAAUGCUGUGGCGUUGAAAGCUAAGUGGUCGGAAUGGAGUCUCAGGCGAAAAGUGAGCGACGAGUGAGCGUAGGAACAUAGGUAGAUUAUCCAACAUGUAUGAUACUGUGGCCGCGUUGAGCGAGGUUACUUGCUGAGUAUCGUGACACGCACCUGACGCAUCAAUCCCUCGGGCGGGUCACCGUAUGGGUCUGCUCAGAAGCUCCUGAUGCACGUUGAAAUAACGCGCAACCUGCCCGACCUCCUUGCACGUCCCGAGGCCAUUCUCGUCCCAGCUGACGAUCCACCUCCCCAGCAAGUCCCCGUCCUUCGUCCUCGUCUCCGCGAUUGUCUCCUUUCGCGGGAUCAGCCCCUGGGCCCGCGCGCUCGUGACCUCCGCGUCGGGCAGCUUGAACGCCUCUGCGAGCUCCCAUGUUGCGAACGGCCUGCUGGUCGGGACAAGGAACGCGGUAUCGAACACCGUCGUCACCCGUUUAUGCAGCCCCAGCGUGAGCGUCGUCAUCUCUAUCGCGCGCCCCGCAACCGCACCCGCUGGCUCCUCCUUGCCUGCGCCCUCGGAUGGGAGACGGCGGAGGGUGGUGACGUACGGCCGGCCGCACCAGGCGACGAGGAAAGUCGAGACGCCCGAGGUGGCCAUCGCGAUGCCGGCGAGGGCGAAGCGGCCGGCGACGGGCACCGAAGAUGUCGUCUCCAGGACGAAGAUGAAGGGCGUAAGCGCGAAGGUGAGCGUGAGGGAGGAGAGGGAGAGGAUUUUGAGCCGGCGGAAGGUCGUCGUCAGUGGGCCGUGGUACUCUUCAUCUUCUGGUAGGUCGUUAGCGGUGGCGGGGUGCUCUUCCGGGGGAGCUUUUGGUGCGUCAGAGAUUUGCGAGGCGGUGGGAGGUGUCCUGCUCUCCGUCGUAACUACUGUCCGUCGUCGCGCGAAGAACGAGAUGAGAUUGCUGCGCGGCAAGGGGCCG
Dichomitus squalens LYAD-421 SS1 is the source of this 1963-nucleotide messenger RNA. RefSeq names its product leucine carboxyl methyltransferase. Lineage: Eukaryota; Fungi; Basidiomycota; Agaricomycetes; Polyporales; Polyporaceae. The transcript is spliced from 6 exons. Gene Ontology annotation, biological process: C-terminal protein methylation. The record is from RefSeq and is a predicted model, not a curated record. The coding region runs from base 19 to 1074 and encodes 351 amino acids. Gene Ontology annotation, molecular function: protein C-terminal leucine carboxyl O-methyltransferase activity.